GUUCGUUCCAUUCCACUCACCUCUUUCGUCUCCUGCUCCUUAUGUGCCUGCCCUUUUCACGCGUGUCAAGUAGUUACCACAUGGAGACUAGAAAGGACCGUUCUGGGAUACUCUUUAUUGUUGAGUGAUAGAGCCCGUCUUGUUUCCUGGUGGAAAUCCAGCUUCUUUAAGGCAUUAUUUUGGAUGGACGGUGGACGCAAUUCGAUUGGCUCAGCCAUUCCCUCUUUCUCCAUAAAAGUAUGCUCCCUGGGUAUUUCCAUUGUACAUCCUGAUUAUACUUUUCUGCUCUCGCUCUGCUUGCCCUCGACCACCCUUGACCCCAAGUAGCAAAAGCAGCUAGCGACUUCACACUUCACUCUUUUCUCUUUUCUCUUCACUCUUCACUCGCACCGCAAGCACAACCACGAGCACAAUAAUUGAUCCCAACGCUACUGUACGCACCGACGCACCUGCCUUCACCUCGCCCAUUCACUUAAACCCACCCACCUUCUCUCUUUCCACUCAUCAUCAUCCACCCAGACCUUAGACCUUUUCUUUCUCCACACUCGAACUCUUAUUCACUCACGCACACGCACAAACACGCAUCAAUUUCAUUUUCAUUUUUUAUUCUUCCUCUUUUCUUUCGUUUACCCCCCCCAAAAAGAAUUUAAAGUCCGUCGACAAUCCUUCCAAGUUGAAAAAAAAAAAACCUUACUUGCUUUUUAUUUCUUCUCAUUCGAGACUUCCUUCUGUAUCACAUCUUUUUGUUGUCGUCGUUGUCUUCGUCGUCGUCGUCCGCGUCGUCUUUUGACUUUACUUUGAGAUAUCGCUUCCUUCUCCACAUCUUCUUCCCACCAAAUAGAGAUACCACACACAACACCACAUCCAAUCCCCAAACGCUGUAAUAUUCCCAUCAAAAGCGACCUCAACUCGUCAUCGUCAUCGUCACCGUCACCGAAAUCAGAAGAAAGAGAAUUCAAAACUCCAGUGUGAGAAGGCCACGCCAUUUUUAUCAGUCCGCGACCGAGAAAAUACAAACUUAUUUACAUCCAUUGUUCGGACUUUUCGGGUUUCUGUUGUUUAUAUUGAAGAACCAUCAACUCUUUUCUUGCAUUCACCCAUCAAAAAGUUAUCUCUUCAAUCAUCCCAAUCCCUUUACAUCUUGGAGAAGAAUCGUUUCGAUCAACCUUCGUUCUCAUUCUCUCGCACACAUUUCAUCACUCAUUACGACGAUUUGUUUGUUGCCCGUGUUAAAAGAAAAGGCUUGCCUCUUUUUUUCCAUCACCACCUCAUCUCACCACACCACAUUCGAGCUUCUUUUUACAGAAUUACAUUUUACAAAGCAGAACAAUUAAUUACAUCGAAACUCCUUCGACUUUGCGUACAGCACGCAUUCGAUAAUAUCCCUUUUCGAAUCAUCUUAAUUUAUCUAAUACAAUUCUCGUCCCCUCCUCAGGUCGACCUGACAAUCAUUGCACCACCACAUCAUCGACACGAAUACAUUCUCUUCGAUAAUCGAUCCUUCACGAAUCUACGAAUCGAACGAUUCCUACCUUGAGACCCCAACCCACAAUACCACCUACAAUUGUAUAAAAAAACAUCAAAAUGGACGCAGGCGGUCUUGCUCAGAUGUCUUACAACAACUUCCCUUCCGGCAAUGGUUUGGGUAUGCCAGUUACUGGUUUCGCUGCCAGAAGAGCUGCUAAUGGUUCCAACAUCAAACGUCUUUCAUUUGAACCCACUGCCAAGACUCUCGACUCUCAGGACAACGGGGCACCAACUCCAAGAACAUCUCGCUCUCACUUACUUGCAGGUUUGAGAACUGCACCAAAGUCUGCUACUUCUGCAAACUUUCCAUCAACUGCUCCACCAACCCAAGUUCAACACAACACCGGUAACAACGGAAUGAACUCGAGCAGAUAUGCCGAUAAUGGACCAAAGACUUCAGGAUAUGCUUCAUUCAAUCAACAAAACCAUCAAAUGAAUCAACAACAGAUGUACUCUGUCCCCGAACAAGUUCUUUCAACUCCCGAGAUUCGACUCGAUGAUGGACAUGAUGGAAUGGAUCCAAAUUUGUAUGCUCAGCUUGUUGCUACCAACCUGUACCUCGCAGAACAACAACAACGUCUUCAACAACAAUUGAUGAAUGUUCAAGCUGCCGCUCAACAGAUGAGUUUGAAUGGACAGUACGCAACUCCACCAAUCACCCCACAAAACAUGGGAAUGUAUCAACAACAGCAAAUGAAGCAGAACAUGCAACCAAUCAUUACACCUGUUCCCGGAGCUCAACCUGGUGUUUACUCUUACUACAACCCCAUGACUGGACAACAAUCCUAUUUCAUGGAUAACAGUCAACAGUAUGCCGAGUCACCAAUUGAUCAAAGAGUCAGCUAUUCUCCACCACAACAACCUGGUACACCGAGGUUCCAGGUUUCUCCACCACCACAAUCGGAUGCACCAUCUUUCACCAGAUCCAUCAGUCCACCAAAAAAAUCUGCAUCCCCACCACAGGAUCAUGCUCCUUUACCUCCACCAUCUGCUGGUGCUUUCCGUAGAGGACAUCGUAGCUCAAAGUCUAUGGCUAUGUCUAUGUCUGGCGAGCUUCCUUUGGAUGGUCCAAAAACGGCUGGAUUGCCAAAAUCUACUUUCCCAGGUACUCCAACCCAAACAGGAUUUGGUCCCGGGGCAGGACGUGCUGGUGAACAUCCAGUAAGACAACCACGGGGUCCACCUCCCAUUGAAGAAUUGAAAUCCAAACCAACUGCCAAGUUUGAGGGUUCCAAGAACUUUGCUACUCGUACUCGUCGAAGUGCUGUUCACAAUCUCGUUCGUGCUGGAAUGGAACGCCGAAGAGCACCAGGUAGUGCAUCAGGUAGCAUGUCACCUGUAUCUGAAGAUGGUGAGAUGUCAUUUUCAGCUGAUGAUAAUGAUUCGGAUUCUGGCCGUAGUGGAAGUGGAAGUCUUUCAGGUCGUCCAAGUCCACCAAGCUCUCGUACAUCUCAACAUGGUGCCAUUGGUUCUAACCGCCCCACUUCAAGACAAAACUCUUUUGAGAUCAAGUCAGUCGUGUCAGUUGAUUCAUUCACUGCUGAGAGUGUUUCUGGCGAUGAACAAAUUGGUGGUAGCUUUGCUGCUGUCUUUAAGAAUGCUGGAAAGAAGCCUGAAGUAGCUGCUAUUCAAAAGAAAGCACCAAUGCUUGUUCUUACUAGCGCCGAGAAACGCAAGAGCUCCAUCGUUUAAGAUGUUUGAGCAAAUCAUUCAAUGGGUAGAUCCUAUUUUUUUGAUUAUCCGAUCUCUACUUUAACUUGUCGAACAAAAAGAACAAUUUGAUAUUGCAUUCGACAUUGUGCAUAUUUCGACGCAGGAAUCGGUUUCUUGCAAUUGCUAGUUUUAUUGACGAAGAUGAUGAAUACUUUUCGAGAAACAAACUUCUUAAUUAAUUUUGGAGGAACUUUUUGAGCUUUCAGUCUCAAUGUUGACCUUCAUUCGCUAUAACAAUUUCCUUUAUUUUUCUUUCGUUUUGGGGGUUUCUGACUUCUUUCGUGAAUGGCAUCCGGGGAUAUUUCCUACAUUCAAAGCUCUGGAAUUGUUUUGACUUUGAUGAUGCUUAUCAGUUUUUGUCACAAUUCCAAAGUUGUCGAGUGAGAUUGAAAACUGGAUGCUCGCACGAAUGAAAGGGAGGGAUUUUCGAUGGAUCAGGGGGAAUGCAAUGGAUUGGGGAUAUAUGUUUGGACUUCUUUGCUGUUUGUUCUGAUACUGGGGAUGGAAUGGUUAAAUGGAAAUUGUGAUAUGAUUAUAUGCCUGGGUUUACUUUUCUUUUUUUCUCUUUCUAGUUUGGGGGAUAUAAGAAUAUGAACCUGUUGAUCAGAUUUGGAGGAAAUACCAGGCUGGAAUAUGGGGGAUACGGAUUGUGGGUAGUGAGGGAAAGAAUAAGGAAAUUCUUGAAAUGUGCGAAUAGGUGAGGUGGAUGAGAUAGGAUAGGGGAGAUGGGAUUAAGUGAGGAUAUAUUUGUAGCAAUAUGAAAUACCAUUC
Messenger RNA from Botrytis cinerea B05.10, 4011 nucleotides. RefSeq lists its product as hypothetical. The coding region runs from base 1585 to 3219 and encodes 544 amino acids. The record is from RefSeq and is a predicted model, not a curated record. Lineage: Eukaryota; Fungi; Ascomycota; Leotiomycetes; Helotiales; Sclerotiniaceae. The transcript has a single exon.